GGAAAUAUUCGGUUUGUCAUCGAAUAUUUUCCCCUUCCAACUUACAGGCUCGGCGAGGUACUUUGUCCUUCGAUCACUGCACUUCAUCAGCCCACUAGAAGCGCAUCACGGCCAGCUUCUUAAAAAUCCGUCAAUCCAUUCAAUCCAUCCUUUCCCGGUCGACAUCAACCGGAUGCAGUGAAAAAUGGACACCGGAUUCUCCCGAACUCGAGUGCACAAAUUCUCGUGCAAACCUCCGGGACACGACGCUGCUCGGCAACGUGAAAACCAGCGGCGACAUCGGGCAAGAGUCAAAGGCCGGAUUGCUGAGCUUGAAGAGCUGCUUUUGGGCACCCAAAGCAGGCUUGACGACGCGCUAAAGCGGAUUGAGAGCUUGACUGCCGAGGUUCAGCGCCUUCGGCAUGCCACUGGCUCAAGGCCCACCACAUCGACACAGAAAACCGCUCAACAACGACAACCGUUUUUGGAACCAGCCACCUGCCCUGAACUUGAGGCGUUUGACAGGGGGCUGAUCGAUGUAACAAUGGAAGAGACGCUCUCUGUUCCCGACGCACUCCCCACUCUGUCCGCCACCACAUAUCGGGAAACAAGCGAGUCCGCCCGAGAGCAAAACGCCUCGAGCACCCGCGAGCCGCGGAUCAGCACCCCCCAGCCUCUGUUUGAGCUACUAGCAAGUGAACUACCCGUGUCCGGCUUCGACGACCCGAACGACGAUUACGCCCUUCUCCCACCGCCAAGCGUUGGCGAGUCAACGAUUCCCUGCCGCGAAGCCUACUCGAUCAUCAAAGACCGUAGCGCGCCCGAGUUUGACUUGUCCACUGCGACGGAGUGGUUGCUGCCGGGGUUUCGGUGCGCCGUUGUUCCCGGCACCGGAUGCCGUGUCCAGACGCACAUGCUGUUUGCGUUCGUUGAUCAUAUCACCCCGAUGUAAAUCCGGAUGAUGUUAGCCACACAGUCGACGAGCGGCUUUCCGUCAUCAGUGCCGGCACACACGCUACCAUUGUGCGGGGUUUGUGGUUGAUAUCCGGAUGCAUCUCGGGUGAAGUCAGUUGGCGGGUGUUCCCAAUAGGUACGAGUACACGUCGGGAUCAGAGAUCU
Messenger RNA from Chaetomium fimeti, 1098 nucleotides. RefSeq lists its product as uncharacterized. The coding region runs from base 185 to 931 and encodes 248 amino acids. The transcript has a single exon. The record is from RefSeq and is a predicted model, not a curated record. NCBI's taxonomy places the organism in Eukaryota, Fungi, Ascomycota, Sordariomycetes, Sordariales, Chaetomiaceae.